AUGGCAGGCGACGACGACCAGAACCAGCACCAUCACAACAACACCGCUCGCGUCUGGCCCGAUGACGACAACCCGUUCGACGCUUUCCGUAGAUUCGCCGACGAGCAGGUCGCGUCUAUGCUGCAGUCCGUCGUGGGCCUACCGUCCAUGGUAAACCCCCCAUCCUCUGGCCAGUGGUCUGUUUUUACAGAUGAUCCCUGUUAUGCGCGAGACUCCAACUACCGCCAAAGGCAGAACGAUGAUGCUACCGGAAAUGGCGAACAGCCCUCCGGCUCUGGUGCCGCGAACGAUGCGGCCAAUAAUCCCCCUUGCCGGUCGGAGAACCAUUGGCGUACCCAUCGGUUUAGGCGACAUGAGGUCUCUGAUAUCGAUUCCUUCGUCGACUCUUUCUUUGACAAAUUCUGGUUUGAUGAUCGCUUCUCCCGCUUCUUUCACCCCUACCAGCGUCCCAUGUUCUCCAGCGUGAUACGGGACGAGCCCCACGCUUGGCCCGUCACCUAUCUCAUGUUCAGCCCUUACUCGCCUCUGCACCUAGAGCGUCAGGCACAAUAUCGGUCUCACCGAGAUAGAGGAUUGUUUUCAUCGCUCAUGUCGUCCUUGAAACCCUCUUCUGACAGUGAUCAGUCAGAACCGCAGUGGAGAGAGGCGUUUGAGGAUCUUCUACGACUCGAGAAUGGAAAGCCCGUGCUUGAUCGCAGCCCAACAGAUAUUAGCAAACAGGAAUCCGGAAAGGAGUGGCUGCAGGGCUUGGUGAAACGGGGUAGCUUGGGAGACCGGUGGGCGUACGUUCCUGGCACGGAUGGUCGCAGUUGGUCUACUAUUAUGUUCGGUGGCUCUAGCUCCAAAGAGGAUGACCACAAACAACUGGAGAAUGAGGAUUUGGAUAACAACGUGAAGGCCGAGUUCAGCUGGGAUUUCAAGGAACCCGAAUCGGUGACAGAGCUGGACAUUUACGACCGCUUCCUUAACGACAUCGAAGCUCGUGGACGCGAAUUCUUUAGAGCCCGUGACAGCCCUCUUCUUCGUCUAUUGCUUGAAGACAGACAGGGAGCGAAGGACAACCAUACUCCGUCACAAAUAGAGAGCCGCCAUGAAGAUACGGACAAUUGGUUGGAGCUGGUCUCUGGCGGACAGACGAAUCCUGUUCCAGAUACUGCUCCAGCAACAGAGCAAUCCACGAGUAAUCAGUCUGCCAUAGUUGAGACAUCAACAGCAGAGCAACAACCUUACGUUAUAUCUAAAAAGUCCACAACACAGCGUGUUCGACUUGCCGACGGCUCGAUUCAAACGAAAACCAUCAAAACGAAGCGCUUUUCCGACGGCUAUGAAGAAAGCAACGAAUCUGUCGAGGUUGUCAAUCCUUCGCAACACAACCGCGUUCCUGCCGAUCAAGAAAAUGAACCUGCACCCGAUCAGAAUAAGAGUGGCUGGUUUUGGAAGGGAAAUUAA
Molecule: messenger RNA, 1449 nt
Organism: Aspergillus tanneri
Lineage: Eukaryota; Fungi; Ascomycota; Eurotiomycetes; Eurotiales; Aspergillaceae
Exons: 1
Coding region: 1-1449 (482 amino acids)
Source: RefSeq, a predicted model, not a curated record